Messenger RNA from Porites evermanni, 1476 nucleotides. The record is from the annotation of a GenBank genome assembly. NCBI's taxonomy places the organism in Eukaryota, Metazoa, Cnidaria, Anthozoa, Scleractinia, Poritidae.
AUGGCAGAUCACGAGAUUAAAGCUGACAAAGACGAAAAAGCCCUUUCAGUAUCUCCACAGCACUUCGAACAGUUUGUACUGCACGCUUUAGACUGUUCUGAUCCUAACUGUCCAUUUUCGCUGUGUGUGAACACAAAACUUAUGUUUAAACACACACAGCGAUGCACGAGCGUAAAUUGCCCCAUAUGCCAACAAGCGAGGUCGUUGGCUCUGAACCAUUCAAAGACGUGUCAGGAGUACUUUUGCUGCGUUCCUUUUUGUAUGGAAGCAAAGCUGACGACUUUCGUGGAGUCUCAGAUCAUUGAACAAAGUACGCGGCAUGCUGAAAACAGCCUUGACUGUGUGUCUCAAACCCAGGGAACUACAAAAAACCCGCUUAACGAAAAUGGAUCACUCAACAUCGAAGUGGGUUCUCAUCUCUUCGAGCAGAAAUCGCCGGAAGGCAACUCAAUACAUCUCCCAGAGCAGACACCACUGUGUCCGAGAAGAGUUAGAAGUUCUUCAUUAAAUUUGAAUUCAUCUGCACAAAAGUCAUCGCCAUCCUUAAAACGGCUGAAUACCAAAAGUUCUUCCCUAAAAGCAUCGAAAACAUCGAGCAACUGGUCUGAUCAGAAAACCACGCUCUCUUCAAGAGUUAAUACGGAAGAGCGCCCAUAUCCAUCACUUGGAUCACUCAACAUCGAAGCGGGUUCUCAUCUCUUCGAGCAGAAAUCGCCUGAAGGCAACACGAUGCAUCUCCCAGAGCAGACAUCAAUGUGUCCGAGAAGAGUUAGAAGUUCUUCACUAAAUUUGAAUUCAUCUGCACAAAAGUCAUCGCCAUCCUUAAAACGGCUGAAAACCAGAAGUUCUUCCCUAAAAGCAUCGAAAACAUUGAGCAACUGGUCUGUUUCUAAUGAUCAGAAAACCACGCUCUCUUCAAGAGUUGAUACAGAAGAGCGCCGAUACCCAUCACAAACUACGUCUCCAGAUCAUCAACAGAGGGACAUUUUCAAGGACCCUUUUCGAGGAUCUCAAGAGGGACCAGUCACAAUCAUGGUAAACCAGACAGAAAACAUCAACCAGGGUAAUUCAGGAACACAAACUAAAUGUCUGAGAGAAACCUCAUUAGCCUGUUCUGACGAACAAAAGCGAAAAUACCCAAACCUUCAAACUGAAAUAAGAGGCAAGACUGUUCGGGAGCAGUGUAAUCCAACUCCGGUCAUCUGUAAGACGUCUCAACACCUACAACAACAACAACAACAACAACAACAACAACAACAACAAUCGUCCCAAAAUUCAGUGCGAGCAGAAGGACUUAGCUUGAGAAGUAAAAGUCACAAAACUGGCGAUCGUUUGUUAAAACGGCGUUUCUUUCAUGUGCUGUUUGGUCUUCAACAACUUAUUUUGAACACAAAAACAAGACAAGAAAUUUUGAUAUGUGUUGGGUCUUUGAGAGGUGCGCUACAGGAAAUAUAUAAUCUAGAUAAGGCAGAUUAG